Sciurus carolinensis (gray squirrel) is the source of this 4815-nucleotide messenger RNA. It is a transcript of the gene Ccdc77, whose product is annotated as coiled-coil domain containing 77. Gene Ontology annotation, cellular component: centrosome. The transcript has 11 exons. Bases 159 to 1532 code for a protein of 457 amino acids. The record is from RefSeq and is a predicted model, not a curated record. NCBI's taxonomy places the organism in Eukaryota, Metazoa, Chordata, Mammalia, Rodentia, Sciuridae.
AAGGAUUGAAUCCAGGGACUUGGGCGCAUGUGCUCUACCACUGAACUACACCUACAUCCCCAGCCAAGAGUAAAUAUCAGUGACUACUAUAUGUGCUUGCUUACUUAUAAGUGAACAUUGUUGCCUCUAGCAUCAGUGGUCCCACCAGGAGGAGUAGAAUGUCUGAUUCAGUGGAGUCAACUCCCUUGCCUUCAAUCAAAGAUCGUCUGGCUGUCCUAUGCCCUUCUCAGGAGCUUCUGGAAUAUUAUCAAAAGAAGAUGGCUGACUGUGAUGCAGAAAAUGAGGACCUAUUAAAGAAACUGGAACUGUACAAAGAAAUCUGCGAAGGACAGCAUAAACUUGAAUGGGAUUUGCAGCAGAGGGAGGAAGAGAUUGCUGAAUUGCAGAAAGCUCUGAGUGAUAUGCAGGUCUGUCUCUUCCAAGAACGGGAACAUGUUUUACGCCUCUACUCUGAAAAUGACCGACUGAGAAUCAGAGAACUAGAAGACAAGAAAAAGAUUCAGAAUCUCUUGGCUGUUGUGGGAAUGAACACUGGAGAAGUGACCUAUUUUUAUAAGGAACCUCCCCACAAAGUCAGCAUUCUUCAAAAGACUAUCCAGGCUAUAGGUGUAUGUGAACAGAAUGAGUCUUCAGCUCCCAAACCAGAUUCUAAAGUAAACAAAAAAGGAUCAGCAAUAAGAGAAAAGGAAUACAGUUCUGAACAUUACCAGGGAGACAUAGAAACACUCAUCUUACAGGUGGAAGCACUGCAGGUGCAGCUGGGAGAACAGACCAAGCUUUCUAGAGAACAAGUUGAAGGUCUUAUGGAGGACAGACGGAUUCGCAUCGAGGAAAUACAAGUUCAGCACCAGAGAAAUCAGGACAAAAUUAAAGAACUAACCAAAAGUCUCCAUCAUACACAAGAAUUGCUCUAUGAGAGCACCAAAAACUUUUUGAAACUGAGAUUUGAAAACCAAACUAAAGAGAAGACAUGGAUGCUUGAAAAAGAUCAGUUGAUGUCAAAGAUGAAGCAGUAUAGGGUGCAGUAUAAGAAGAAAGAUGAUAAAAUUGGAAAAGUUAUGCCAGUUUUACAUGACAAUCAUCAUACCCAAAAUGAAUAUAUUAAGUCCCUAAAAGAUAAAUUGGCACAAGAGAAAAAACUGUCCAACAUGUACCAAGAGCAGUGCAUUGCUCUAGAAGAAGAACUUGCCAGAAUUCGAGAGGAGGAGGCAAUGAGGAGAGAGAUCUUCAAGGAUCGCUCUAACAAGAUGGGGAAGCGUUUACAGAUCAUGACAAAACGCUAUGAGGCCUUAGAGCAUCGACGUAUGUUGGAAGUAGAAGGAUUUAAGACAGAUAUCAAGGUUCUCCGACAGAGACUGAAAGACUUGGAACAAUUGCUCUAUAAGGCAACGAUUAAUGCCCGCGCAAACCAGGACCUUGCCAUUCUGUGUGAGGUCCGGGACAGCAAUAGACGAGCACACAAGAUACAAGGAGAAUUGAAGAGUAUCAAAUCCAAAGUGUUUGGUCUGGAGAAUGAACUUAGGCUCUGUUGAUGUCUACUUUCAUAGGAGUCAGCUUCCUGAAACCUGAGCAAAAGGUCAUCUGCUCCCAGGAAGUAUAGACCUACAGUUGAAUGGAGUAGUGGUAUCCAUUUUUAUAAAGAAAAAGUGAUGAAUCAGGGCACUAAAAAGCUUAUCUUGCAUGCUAACCCUUAUUUGUAAUUUUCACUGUCCUGUUAACCUUUGGGGAGUCUGAAUUAUAGUCUGAAUUACUCAGGCUUUCCCACAUUAUUUCUCCUGUUUGUUUUAACAGGUUUUUGUUUUUUAAGACAAAGAAGAAAACUUAGAAGAAAUUUUUUUUUGCUAAGAAUUUGGCUGAGUGUCAUUGAGAAGAACACUUUUUCUAAAGGAAUAAAGACAUUCAUUAAGGUUGCCUUCCUCUUAGGCAGAGAAGGCAGCAGCACUAGGCAAAUUUGCACUAUUUAGCUAUGGAACAUUUCCAUCAUGAAUGUGUCCUGAAUUACCACCAGAGGGCACUACCGAUCCUACUUGUAAGCAAAUGAUUCUAGAAACUGAAAUGAUCCUUUAUGGAAAGUUUGACAUUGUAUCAGUAACAUGUUUUUAAAAUAAUGUAUAUAUUUCAAAUUAACUAUUUUCAAUUAAAAAAAUAAAAAAAAUUUUGAGUUUUCUAUAUGUCUUGUUAAAACCAUUUUCAUAUUUUGUUAAUGACUCAUUUAUCUCAAAAUUGCUUUCUUGUUCCAUGGUCUUCACAGUUUUGUACAAGUAUACAAGUUUUUCCAAAUUGAAUCCCUUGAAAUCAUCUGGUAUUAGAGGUAGCAAGACUAGUACAAGAGCAAUGACACUAAAACUUUGUCCUUUUUUUUCUUUUUUGAACCAAGUGUUGAACUCAAGGAUGCUUAACCACUGAGCCACAUCCCAGCCCUUAUUUUGAGAGAGGGUCUCACCAAGUUGCUUAGGGCCUUGCUAAGUUGCUGAAGCUGGUUUUGAACUUGUGAUUGUCUUGCCUCAACCUCCUGAGCUACUAGGAUUACAGGAAUGCACCACCAUGCCUGGCAACUUUACCCAUUUUUAGCCAACUUACUGUGUACUUUAAAAGAGUGAAUUUCAUGGUAUGUGAGUUAUAUGUCAGUUUUUAAAGAUAUAUAUACAUGAUUACUUCUUGGUCUGGUGCCUAGCAUAUAGUAAACAUUCUGUUACAGUUAAAUAUUAUCAAUAUUUUGGCUUUAAUUGAAUUUCUGCAGUUGUUUACCAUUGUCAUUCAGAUUACAAGAUGUAGUUAAUUAAUAACAUUCAUUCCUUCAUUCAAAAUUUUAAGCCAGGCAUGGUGGUGCACGCCUGUAAUCCUUGUCUCAGAAAAGCCCACUGGUAGAGCACCCUUUGGUUAAAUCCCCUGUACCACAAAAAAAUAAAAUAAAUAAAUAAAUAAAUAAAUUUUGGCACUAGAAAUGUGCUGGUUCUUUUGUAUAAAAACACUAAAACUGGACAUGGUGGUACAUGCACACAUCUAUAAUGCCAACAACAGCAACUUAGUGAGACCCAGUCUCAAAAUUUUAAAAAGGACUGGAGAUAUAGCUCUGUGGUAAAGCCACCCCUAGGUUAAAUUCCUAGUACAAAAAAUAAAUAAAUAAAGAUAAAAACACUGAUAUAGUCUUUGUUCUCCAAAGGUUGGUAGGAAUGGUAAAAAGAAAAAUCUCAAGUUAGUAAUAAGUGAAAUGGGCUGGGUUCGUGGCUCAGUGGUAGAGCGCUCACCUGGCACUAGCUUCCAUCCUUAGCACCACAUAAAAAUAAAUAAACAAAAUAAAGGUAUUGUAUCCAUCUACAACUAAAAAAACAUAAUUAGAAAAAACCGUACUGAAUGAAGUGCAGUGGUAUGGGUACACGGGAUAGAAGCAACAGAGAAGAUGACUCGAGGUAUCUUUGAGCAGAAUAUUUCUUUUGUUUUGCUUUUUUGUUGUUGUUUUGUACUGAGGUUUGAACCCAGGGGCACCGAACUAAAUCCCCUGUUCUUUUAAUUUUUUAGUUUAAAACAUGGUCUCCCUGUUGCUGAGGCUGACCUCAAAUUUACAAUCCUGCCUCCACCUCCCAAGUUGCUGGGAUUAUAGGUGUGUGCCACCAUGCCUUGUUCAAGCAGAAUCUUAAAGGUGAAUAUAAGGCCAGUUGUGUUGCACACUUGUAGCGACUGAGGAGUCUGAGGCAGAGGAUCACAAGUUCAAAGCUAGCCUUAGCAACUUAGCAAAGCCCUAAGCAACUCAGCAAGACCCUGUCUCAAAAUAUUUCUUUAAAAAGUCUGGGUACGUGACUCAGUGAUUAGGUGCCCUGUAAGGAUCAGAAGUUCAAAGCCAGCCUUAGCAACUUAGACCCUAAACCACUUAGUGAGACCCUGUCUCAAAAUAAAAUAAAAAAAGGACUGGGGAUGUGGCUCAGUGGUUAAGCACCCCUGGGUUCAAUCCCUGGUACCAAAAAAAAAAAAAAGGUGAAUUCAAACCAGAUGUGUGGUGCACUCUGUAACCCAAGCUACUUGGGAGGCUGAAGCUGGAGGAUCACAAGUUCAAGGUCAGGCUGGGCAACUUAGGGAGACCAUGUCUCAAAAUUAAUAAAAGAAAGAGCUGUGGAUGUAGCCCAGUGUUAGAGUACUCCUGGAUUCUAUCCCCAGUAACCAAAAAAAAUAAAUAAAUAAAAGUGAAUUCAGAAUCAAGCUGAACAUUGUAGAUAGAGGAGUAAUGUGCAAAGGCAUGAAAGAACAGAAUGGAGAACUGCAAGUCAAAUACAAGAGAAAAGAUGCAAUGUACAUGAGAAAUUAUAUGAAAUUUCAUUAAAUCACAAUUAUGCAAUUCUUAAAUUCAAGACAUUUUGAAUCAAGUGAAAACAUUUGGAUUUACUUUAAAAUAGGGUGGGGAGCCAGUCACGGUGGUAUGUGCCUGUAGUACCCACAACUAGGAGACUGAGGUAGGAGGAUGACUUGAAUCCAAGAGUUUGAGUCUGGUCUGGGCAACAUAGCAAGACCUGUCUCAGAAAACAAAACUGCAACACAAAAGGAGCAAAAAAUUGGUGAAAAGUAACCAAAAUCUGAAAGACUUGGUGAUAUCAAUUCAUGUGUGAAAAAACUUGAAAUGCAAGCUCACUUUUUUAAAAAAUUAGGGAUGAACAAGAAGCAUCAUGCAGUAAAUCUCUGAGAUGUUUAUUUCCUGGGAAUUCUUUGUACUGCAAACCAGAGUAAUGUAUAAUCACUACCAGGAUUUAUUGCUGUAUCUGUAGGAAUAAUGCAAAGGAUGAUACAAAAGAUCUUUUGAAAACAGCCAUCAGUGUCAUCUGCUUU